Messenger RNA from Rotaria sp. Silwood1, 2619 nucleotides. Lineage: Eukaryota; Metazoa; Rotifera; Eurotatoria; Philodinida; Philodinidae. The record is from the annotation of a GenBank genome assembly.
AUGGCUCCAGGACAGAAAAAACCACAACAAAAUGGACAAAAAAAGAAAGGAUAUAAUCCAUAUAAUAAAUUUAAAAAUCGAUUUUGGAAAAAGAAUAAAAAAGAUAAUGAAAACUCAUCGAAACGGGAUGAUGAACGACAUAAUCAAAAUCAUUCACAUGUAGGACCUUCAAGUCCAGUUAAAUUUAUACAACCACCUAUAACUACUUAUAUUGAUAUUACUGAAAGACCAGCACGUUACCGUGGUUGGUCACUGUAUUUUCCAGAUACAGACAAAGAAUCUGAUCCAAGUUAUUUAUCGGUUUGUCUAUUAUUUGAAGAUUAUUUUAAACGUAUGAAAAAUUUAUAUGAUUAUUCUGAAAUUGAACAAAAACAAUCGUUUACUAUUAAUUAUCAUGAAGUACUUGAAGAUUCAGCUUUUCAAGACAAAAAACAAACUUGGAGUUUAUUCUUUUCCGAUCAAAAUGAAACAACAAUGCGAGUUAUUGGUUUAGCUAUGCAUCAAUGCAUUAUUGAUGAACAAGAAGAAAAAGAUCGAUUAGCAGCUAAUGAAUGUAAUCAUCCAACAGUACCACUUAUUGAUCUUCCAGUAAUUCAUGCACGUUUAGUUAAUUUUUCACCAAUGGUUCGAUUAAAAGAUGUCAAAGCUCAAGCUUAUGGUUUUGUUUCUUUUUGUUGGUUUUUUUUCCCAUCAGUCAUUGUGAAGUAUUUAGGUAAAUUCGUGUCGAUUCGAGGAGUUGUUGUACGUGUAAGUAAUUCACAAUGUUUGGUCGUUCGUCUGGCAUACGAAUGUUCAACAUGUCGACAUACAUUUGGUGUAACAUGUGAAAAUGGUAAACAUACAGAACCAGAACGUUGUCCAACACCAGGUUGUAUUGGUCGAUCAUUUGCUCAACAACGUUCUCAUCCAUUAACAACUAUUAUUGAUUGGCAAACAAUUCGUUUGCAAGAAGUUGCUGCAGAAGCAUCACGAGCACCUGGUCGUAUUCCACAAACAAUUGAAUGUGAACUGACAAAUGAUCUUGUUAAUAGUGCUAUUCCAGGUGAUGUUGUAGUUGUUUCUGGUGUUGUAAAAUUAAUGGUAGAUGAAAAUAGUGGUUUACGUAAAAUAUCUGAUCAAUCAUUACUUCAAGUUUAUAUUGAUGUUAAUUCAGUUGUUAAUCAACGAUUAAAUACUUCUGAUGCAGCAUUAGGUGGUAACAGUUUAAUGAAUACAAUGGAUUUUUCUUUAUUUGAUUUAUAUGGUAUUCAACAAAUUCAACAACAAAAAAAUGUUUUAAAACUUCUUGUUCAUUCACUUUGUCCAAGUAUAUAUGGACAUGAACUUGUUAAAGCCGCAUUAUUAAUGGCUUUAUUUGGUGGAUUAGUUCGAAAUGAAGAUGGUGCUUCUCAUAUUCCAAUUCGUUCUGAUCCACAUGUAUUAAUCGUUGGUGAUCCAGGUCUCGGUAAAAGUCAAUUGCUUCAUGCUUGUGUUAGUGUUGCACCAAGAGGUGUAUAUGUUUGUGGUACAAGUUCAACUCAAUCUGGUCUUACAGUUACAUUACAUAAAGAUAAAGAUGGAGACUUAAUGUUAGAUGCUGGUGCACUUGUUAUGGCUCAUCAAGGUUGUUGUUGUAUUGAUGAAUUUGAUAAAAUGAUAUCACAACAACAAGUAUUACUUGAAGCCAUGGAACAACAAUGUGUAUCUAUAGCUAAAGGUGGUAUUAUGGCAAGUAUACCAGCUCGAACAUGUGUUAUUGCUGCUGCAAAUCCAGUUGGUGGACAUUAUAACAAAGCAAAAACAGUAGCUGAAAAUUUAAAAUUAAAAGGACCAAUUUUAAGUCGUUUUGAUCUUGUCUUUAUUCUUAUUGAUCGAGCUGAUGAUGAACUUGAUUAUCGUUUAUCUGAACAUGUUCUUGCUCAACAUAAUCGUUCAAUUCGUUCAUCACAUAAUAAUACAACAGUGAGUUUAAAUCGAACACAAAAUGAAGCAGUAACAGUGAAUCAUCGUCCAGAACAAAUAUCAUCAACACUUCAUGAAGAAAUUCCAUUACUUGAACAUUUACGUCUUAAACUUGGUGAAUCGAUUGAACCAGUUGGACCAAAUCUUUUACAAAAAUAUAUUGCUUAUGCACGUCGAUAUGUCAAACCUCGUCUUACACGUGAAGCAAUUGAUAUUCUUAAAAAGUUUUAUUUUGAAUUACGUAUUGCUCAUCAACGUGAUGGAACAACUCCUAUUACUUUACGUCAACUUGAAUCAUUAAUGCGUCUAACUGAAGCUCGUGCUAAACUUGAAUUACGGGAAGAAUGCACUAAAGCAGAUGCUCUAGAUGUUGUACAAAUAAUGAAAGCUAGUAUGAUCGAUACAUAUACUGAUGAAAAUGGUCAACUUGAUUUUUCACGACUACAACAUGGUUCCGGAAUGAGUCGAGCAUCAGAAGUUAAGAAAAUGAUGAAUGCUAUUCGAUGUGUUAGUGAAAAAAAGACAAAUCCUCUAUUUUCAAUAGCUGAACUUAAACAAAUAGCAACAGAUAUUAAAAUGAAUAUGGAUAGGUUUGAUGAAUUAGUAACAAAACUCAAUGAUAAUGGAUAUUUAUUGAAAAAAGGUCAUAAUUUAUAUCAAGUUUCUUUAGUUGAAUAG